AUGGGGAUUGAUUUCGUGUCGUCCGCACCUGCGCCAUCGCCGGAAUUCGAUACGUCUGCGAGCUCCCACGCUCGCGACAUUUCGCUACACGCGUCAACUCCGGAGGGGGCAGUGGACGCCGCGAAUUGCGCGCAGUCGAAGCGAUCAAAGUUCCUCGCGUUUGAAGCGCCAAAGCGCAUUUCGGAGAUGUUGGAGGUGGGCAAGCUGCUGACCGACGACCCCAUCGGCGGGUGGGAAAAGGCGUGGAAAACGUGCACGACGCCGUGGCUCCUGGGUGGCGUGAUGCCGGCUUUGGCGGCGCUCGUGGCAGCACCAGAGGGAUCGCCGCUUCACUUGCCGCCCUCCAUCCGCCGCGUGCUCGUCCCCGGCUGUGGCAAUGGCUACGACGUGGAGGCAUUGGCAUCGGGUGGCAGGGAGGCGACGGGUCUUGACAUCUCUGCAUCCGCUGUGGCGCAUGCAGAGAAGGUGGGCGCGAGAGGCAUGGGUGCGGCACGAGCGCACGCCCCUCAUCGGGUGGAGGGGGCGGGCAACAGGGCGGCCAUGGCGUUUGAGUGUGCCGACUUCUUUGAGUACCGCCCCGCACAGCCCUUCGACGCGAUCUUUGACCUCACAUUCUUCUGUGCGCUGCCGCCGUCGUUGCGCGGCAAGUGGGCUGCCAAGUCAGCAGAGCUGCUCGCACCACAGGGGGUGUUCUACACGCUCAUGUACCCCCUCGACGAUCACGAGGGCGGCCCACCUUAUGCUGUCUCCAAGGACAGCUAUGCGGAGGUGCUGGAGCCGCUGGGUUUCAUGGCAGAGGAUCUGCCGACAGUCAGUGUGCCGCCCAGAAAGGGCAAGGAGCAGCUGGCCAAGUGGGUGCGAGUGUCUGCAGCAUCCAAGGUGUGA
Molecule: messenger RNA, 885 nt
Organism: Closterium sp. NIES-65
Lineage: Eukaryota; Viridiplantae; Streptophyta; Zygnematophyceae; Desmidiales; Closteriaceae
Source: the annotation of a GenBank genome assembly